AUGGGUGCUUUGGGAGCGAUCGUCGUGGCCAUCAUUAUCCGGCUGGUAGUGGGCAGCACUAUAGACAUAAACCUGAACCAACAGGAUGCUCAAGUUUACCAUCGGCAGGACAUGAAGAAGGGCGAGUUCGAUUACGGGUACCACGUGCAGUCGGUUAACAAUCAGUUCCAGCACAAGGUGAAGGGUCCAGACGAUGUGACGUACGGGUGCUACGGGUACGUGGACCCGUCGCAUCGGAAGCACCUGGUGUACUACGUCGCCGAUCGGAUGGGCUACCGGAUCAUCUUCCCGAAUCGGCCCACGAAGAUCUUCAGCGCAAAGUUGGCGGACAGUUUGAACAAGCUGGACGGUACGGUCAAGGGAAAGGACUACGACGAGCGGGUGGUCGAGUGGAACAAUCUGUACAUGCCCGAUUCUUGCUUCCGGCUGAACGAGAUUUUGGAGACGGCCGCGAGCAAUCAGUCGCCCCAACAGCAGCAACCGGUACCGGUGUACCCAAAGAUCUCCCAGCAAGUCCCGAAACAGGAUAGACCAACGGUACACUACCCGGCAAAACCUGCACCUGCACUUCCGCAACCGACCCAGUACACGAUUCCAACGACACCGGCCUAUACGGUCAAUGAAGUGGAGACCGAUACGUACCAGCCAGACCCGCACGAUGGAGGCCAGCAGCAGCCCGCGUACCAGGGUGGAGUGGGAGUGAUUCGGGUACCGGAGUCAGCCAACCAGGGUCGCCAGCAGUCGCCAGUGCAGCCACAAACCUGGCAGGGUUCGCUUCCGGACAUCAAUCCGGCUAACAUCAACCUGGAUCAGUUCAAUGGGCAGGUUUAUCCGGUCCACACCGGUAGCUACGAUGGAUCGGCCCAGGAUGCCCUGCAGGGUUUCGCGGGUACGAGUCAGUUCUCGAGCGCCCAGUACAACCUCAACGUCACGCAGUUGCUGGCCCAGAUCGAGGCGGUCAACUCGCAGGUUAUCACGCUCAACAUGCUGCUGGCCGGAAUGGCCGCGAAUCCGACGGCUUUCGCUAACGCCAACGAGAGCAGCUGCCGCAGCGUGGUGCAGCUGCUCAAGACCCAGAACCGCACACCGCAGCUCGUCUACGUGCCGAUCCUGAUCCCGUACGCGCAAGGCCAGUACAACAUUAAUCAACCGAUCGGUUCGGCCCGCCCGGAAGCGUAUCACUCUCAGGGACAGCAAGCCGGUUGCAAGGGUUGCCACCAGGGGUAG
Molecule: messenger RNA, 1227 nt
Organism: Anopheles cruzii
Lineage: Eukaryota; Metazoa; Arthropoda; Insecta; Diptera; Culicidae
Exons: 4
Coding region: 1-1227 (408 amino acids)
Source: RefSeq, a predicted model, not a curated record